This is a messenger RNA of Podarcis raffonei (Aeolian wall lizard), 2935 nucleotides long. It is a transcript of the gene HOXD1, whose product is annotated as homeobox D1. Lineage: Eukaryota; Metazoa; Chordata; Lepidosauria; Squamata; Lacertidae. Bases 1 to 849 code for a protein of 282 amino acids. Gene Ontology annotation, cellular component: nucleus. The transcript is spliced from 2 exons. Gene Ontology annotation, molecular function: DNA-binding transcription factor activity, RNA polymerase II-specific; RNA polymerase II cis-regulatory region sequence-specific DNA binding. The record is from RefSeq and is a predicted model, not a curated record. Gene Ontology annotation, biological process: regulation of transcription by RNA polymerase II.
AUGAACUCCUUCCUGGAGUAUCUCGCGCGGGGCGGAGAUGGCUUGAGCUUGGCGACCAAAUUCGGGAGCUCCGAGCCCGGUGGCGUGGCUCUGCGGCCGCCCUGUCCCCUGUCCGCAGGCGGGGAAGGCGCCUACCCCACGCCGGCUGCAGGAAGCUUGCCGGAUUUCUCCCCGCGCUCGGCGCAACCGCAGCAACAGCUGGCGCCUUGCGCCCUGGCGCGCAGCGCUUUCGCGGCGGCAGAGUACAGCUUGCUCCGGCCCGAGGCGCCUUACGCGGCCCCCGGCGGCCCAGACGAGGCCGGCGCUCCCCUACACUACGCCACCACGUCUAUCUUUGCGGGCGGCGGCGGCGGCGGCGCUUACUACGGCGCGCUCAGUGACACCUUCCAGCCUUGCGCCAAGGAUGCGCCGCCCCCGCCGCCCCCUUCCUCGGACUUCUGCGUCAAGGCCGGCUCCCGGAUCGCGCUCAGCACCUUCGAGUGGAUGAAAGUCAAGAGGAACGCGCCCCCGAAAACAGGCAAGCUCUCCACCUAUGGAUCUCCCAGCCCUCCCAGUGCUGUCCGGACCAAUUUCAGCACCAAGCAACUCACGGAGCUGGAGAAAGAGUUUCACUUCAACAAGUACCUCACCCGGGCCCGACGCGUGGAGAUCGCCAAAUCCCUGGGCCUCAAUGACACUCAGGUGAAGAUCUGGUUCCAGAAUCGGAGGAUGAAACAGAAGAAAAGGGAGCGGGAAGGGAUGGUUGUCCCUUGCGCUGCGGUACCUUUUCACAGCCCCACCUCCGAGUCGAGCCCGACACAGCCAGCGAUGCGUUCUGCUCCCUCUUCUCCAGCCAAGGGCUCGCCCUGACGGCUGUGGAAACACAGAGAGGCGUUAGGAACAGCAGGAGGCUGAAAAGACUCAAGAGAAUUAAACAACAACAAAAACUUCAGAUAAAUCCGAAAGCUCUGAAUGGUGUUAAAUCGUGCACAUUCUAAGACGAGGGGAUUGCUUUGUUUUAUUUAGAAAGACAAUCAUUGCACUGAUGUUGUUGCACUCCCCUUGGGGAAAAGGCUGGCUUUAUCACGUGUAGAAUGAAGGACGUUUGCUGCUUUUACGCAGAACUCGCUCAAGGCACAAAUGGCACCGUCUGACUUGUUUACAUUUUAUUUAUUUGCAUUUCAGGGAAAGCUGCUCUUAGGCCGCUGUGUGCUGCUAAACUUUGUGAUUGGCCUUGCUGAGUUUAUUUGACCUUAGGCUUGCUUACUCACGAGGAAGUCUCGUGGGAAAUACUACGGGCAGAAGAUCUUAGGCUUGCUCAGCUGGACCUCUGAUUGUUUUGAAUCUUUGUGUGUUUUUCUUUUUUUGUAUGUGUUUUGGAAAGAACCCAAGGGGGUGUGUGUGUGUGUGUGUGUGUGUGUGUGUGUGUGUUGUACAAAAGAAACCAAAGAUAGAGAGCCAUGUGCUUCAUAAAAGGGCUGCUCUCUCGCCUUUGAAAAACUUUACUUUUCAAACGUUAGGCCUUGGUUCGAAAUGUCUUUUGAAAUACUUCAGGGCUUCCCAGGGCUGCUGCUUCGAGGUGCCUGCAUGUAAACGCAAUCAUUAGCUAGAAAGCAGUGGUGGGUGACUUGAAUUCCUUUUGCUUUGGAGGGCUCGGCUGUGGUUCUAAACAAAUCUGUGCUCUCCGGAAACAUCCGGCGCAACCAAGUGAGGCUUUCAAUAAGCACGUUGGCUUAAGAUGGGGUUUCCAGUGUAAUUAAUGUCGUGCCGGUUUUUUUUUUUUUAAUAUAAAUACUGGUACUGGUUUUAAUUUUUCAUUAAUAAAUGCAAUUUCUUGAAUGUUAUGUAGUAAAGCAAAGAGAUUCUGAGAUGGAUGGACUUCCUUUCCAUUGAUUGUCACUCUUUGCUUUUGGUUUUGUGUUGGCUCAGCAAAAUGCUUCUCUUAAUUAAGUUUUCAGCUGGUUUCUCAAAACAAAGAACUUCUCUUUAUAGUUCCUCAAAUAGCCCGCGAGGGUCUUUCUUCCAUUCCUUUAACAACAACUCCUCGCGAGGCCUAUUUUAGUUUUUCAUGGCGAUCCUUCGUGUGAUAAAAAGAAGUGGAAAAGAAGGUUGUGGAAUAACAACCAAAGUUGGCACGGGGAGCUGAGGAGUAAGGAGGCAAGAAAAGGUCACUUCUGAUUAUAACUUCCAGGUAACUCCUAGACUUGGAUAAUCUUAAACUGGUGUCCUGGUAAAGACCUUCUGGUUACGAUAUUGGCCACUUGAUUUAGUACAAAGUCUUCGACAUUGCCCCUUAGGAAUUCGAAGAUAAAUCGCAGAGUAAUCCUAACCAUGUCUACUCAGAAGUAAGUCUUAUUGGAUUCAAUGGAGGUUACUACCAGGUAACGGGGUUAGGAUCUGCAGCCUCUCCCUCUCCGCACUUCUCUUUGUGUAUGAAUAUAGGGCGGUGUCAGUUAAAUAAUGUAUCCUGCCUUAAUGUUUUGGGGGAAGCAACCCAUGACUGAUGAACGGGAAUAAAACAUUGUGUCUCAGGUAAACAUGUAAAGUGGGGGGUGGGGAUCGGAUCCUGUUGUGAACCCGUUUAAAUGAAGACCAUGACUUUAAGAAAAAAGUGAAAUUUAAGAAUAAAGUUUGACUGGGAACCCAUUUAUAUAUGUCGUUUAGUUAUACCGUUGUUGUUGUUGUUGAUGAUGAUGAUGAUGAUUUCUAAAGGCAUCAACAAUUGAAUGCUAGUCAUUUUUUAAAAGAAGGAGCCAUGCCAGACUCAGGUUUUCAAGGGGUCUCUGGGUUCCCAUUCCAGGGCUUUUGGAGAUGGCAAUGUUCCUUUGGAGGGGCACUAAGGUCUGCCCCCAAGGGAGCGGUUCUAUAGAGCGGCACGACUCAUGCCUCGUGUGAGGAAGUCCACGACCUUGGAUAUUAACGCUGACUAUCACUAACCUAUUUCCAAACCAUUGGG